CUUCUGGCCUAAAAACUGGUCGCGGUCGCUUAAGGAAUUUGAGUAGUGGUUGCUUACGAGAGAGCUCUUGGAACAGUAUUUGACUGAGAACCAAAACAGUUAUUUACCAAGUGGUCACUUACGGGAGGUGGUCACUUAUGAGAUGCGGUCACUAUGAGAGAGUUGACUGUAUUUAAAUUCAACUGUAAUGCCAUUGAUUUCGAUUGAUAGUUAGAUUCAGUACAUAGACUAAGGGUGUUUUGGUUUGUGUCUAUUGCAUUUAUUUAUGCAAUCAUGGAAAAUGUCUAUAUUCUGGGAUGACAAUAGCAAGGCCAAGUCUUCCAGACUCAGCAGAAGUUGAUUUGGCAGAUCAAAUAUUCCAGUCCUUUCAGGUACGAAAGGAAAGACAAGUGACCCUGGUUAUUGUUCAUAACUGCAUGAUUUUUUUUUCUUUGAAGGCAGUUGUACCAACUAAGUCUAAGAUCAAGUUGAUUGAUAUGCUAUCAGAGACUGGCCUUUCAUCGAUUGAAGCAACCAGUUUUGUAUCUCCCAAACGGGUUCCACAGAUGGCAGACCAUGAGCAAGUCAUAAGAGGAAUAAACAAGAUCCCGGGCAUUUCCUACCCAGUGCUCACUCCAGACCUCAAAGGUUUUCAAGCAGCACUGGACUGUGGUGUGAAGGAAGUAGCCAUCUUUGGUGCAGUUUCAGAGUCCUUCACUAGAAAGAAUAUUAAUUGCUCCAUUUCAGAAAGCCUACAAAGGUUUGAAGCUGUCUGCAAAGCCGCAAGGAAAAACAAUAUUCCUGUAAGAGGAUAUGUUUCCUGUGUUGUUGGUUGUCCAUAUGAGGGAUUUAUUGCUCCCAAGGCCGUAGCUGAAUGGUAAGAUUUAAAAUCGUCAAUGGGCAUCUAGCUAAGCCUUACUUAUUUUUAAUUAGUAAUUAUUAAUUAUCUAUUGUAAGUUUAUCCUUCAUGUUCAGCAAUCUUGGCAAUCAGCUAAAUACAUGUCAUCACCUUUCCUGGUCGUCCUCUUAGCCACAGAAGGAAACUUCAAGCCUAUUUUUUUUUGUUUCGGUUUAUCUGGCCAGUUCUUUCAGAAACUCCAGUAUGUUGUAAUACCUCAAGGCAAGUGAAGUAUUGAUACUCCAGCUGUUACAGCUGUACUCCUGAACUUGCUUAUACCCUGCA
Messenger RNA from Orbicella faveolata, 1162 nucleotides. RefSeq names its product hydroxymethylglutaryl-CoA lyase, mitochondrial-like. The record is from RefSeq and is a predicted model, not a curated record. NCBI's taxonomy places the organism in Eukaryota, Metazoa, Cnidaria, Anthozoa, Scleractinia, Merulinidae. Gene Ontology annotation, biological process: L-leucine catabolic process; ketone body biosynthetic process. Gene Ontology annotation, molecular function: hydroxymethylglutaryl-CoA lyase activity.